This is a messenger RNA of Culex pipiens pallens (northern house mosquito), 1968 nucleotides long. RefSeq names its product aminoacylase-1-like. NCBI's taxonomy places the organism in Eukaryota, Metazoa, Arthropoda, Insecta, Diptera, Culicidae. The record is from RefSeq and is a predicted model, not a curated record. Gene Ontology annotation, biological process: amino acid metabolic process. Gene Ontology annotation, molecular function: aminoacylase activity. Gene Ontology annotation, cellular component: cytoplasm. The transcript has 3 exons. Bases 715 to 1929 code for a protein of 404 amino acids.
AUGACGGUAUUUACACGGGUAGAAUCCUUUCCAAGCAAAGCGAGUCCAACCAUCGUAGAAGACACCCCAGGGAAAGCCUUCAAGAUGGAGCUGUUCUUUCAAAGGAAGAAAUCCCACCAGACUGUGGAGAUCCAAUGUGCAAACUUUCGUUCCGCCGGCACAACAUUACUCGCAUAUGGUGUACGAGCCUGUUAACGGUAAUAGCUUGUAUGCAGCGCAAGCUGUUCGGUGUGAUAUGUGAAGUCCUGUAUAGCUAUAGAGACUCUUUAGGAAUCAUAGUCCUACCAAGUAAAUCGAUUCGCCAAAAUCGCUACUCUCUCAAACUUGAACUCGCGGGCAACUUUGAAAGCCUCCUCGGCUCGGAACAAAAAUUGAACAAGACAGCAAGUCCAACACGAAUGAUUGACGAGUUUGGUUUGUGAUAGUUCCUGACUGUUUACGGGCCGGUAAUCUGCGUGCAGCACGAAACAAUCCCGGUUCGGAUUUAUUAUCACGUUACGCAACACCGCGGCAAUUGUUUGAUCAAAGUUGAGAUUUUCGAACAAAUUAUUGUUCUAUUGUCUUUCGAUGUUUACCGCAGACUAGUAGGUAUACAGUAUGCACUUUUGGUUUAUAGCAAGCUAUGACCACAGAAAGUUGAUAAGAUAAGACGUUACACUUUGAGGAACAUCAGUUCUUGCCCGAACUUCUGCGAAGAAAGAAGUGAUUUGCAUAAUGAGUAUUGAAAACCAAUACCAGAUUUGGGAAAGCAACGAAGAGAUCCGACUCUUCCGGGAAUACCUCAAGAUUCCCAGCGUGCACCCGGAUGUCAACUACGAUGAGUGCGUCGAGUUCCUGCGCCGUCAGGCGUCUUCCCUCGAUCUCCCCGUCGAAGUCUACGAAGUGAACCCAAGCAAACCCAUCGUAAUCAUCUCCUGGCAAGGUACCGACCCGUCAGCAACCUCCAUAAUCCUCAACUCCCACAUGGACGUAGUUCCGGUGUAUCCGGAACGUUGGACCUACCCCCCAUUCUCCGCCCACAUGGACGCCAAGGGACGAAUCUACGCGCGCGGUUCGCAGGACAUGAAGUGCGUUGGGAUGCAGUUCCUGGGAGCGAUCCGCGCGAUGAAGCGCGACGGAGUUCGCUUGAAGAGAACGCUGCACGUUACGUUCGUUCCGGACGAGGAGACCGGAGGUACGCUGGGGAUGAAGGAUUUCGUUGGGACGGAGCGCUUUCGGGCGCUAAACUGUGGCUUCGCGAUUGACGAGGGAUACGCUUCGACGGAUGGGACGUUCCGGCUGUGCAAUGGAGAGCGGACCAAGAGACGGGUUUAUUUCUAUGUUUCGGGAACUCCCGGUCACGGGUCGCUACUGUUGAGGGAUACGGCUGGUGAGAAGGCACGGAAGUUGAUCGACAAACUGAUGGAUUUCCGUAGUGGCGAGUUGAAGAAGCUGGAAGAUAACCCGGAGCUUUCGCUAGGUGAAGUAACCACUGUCAAUCUUACGAUGAUGUCGGGCGGCGUCCAAAGUAACGUAGUUCCACCGGAGCUGAUGAUCUGUUUCGAUAUUCGCGUCGCUCCAGAUAUCCCCGUCGAAGAGUUCGAAGCCCAGCUGGAGCGCUGGUGCGAGGAGUCCGGAGGUGGGAUUCGUCUGGACUACGGAGACAAGGAUCCGGUGGUGGCGCCGACCAAGCUGGAUGACUCGAACCCCUUUUGGGCACCCUUCCGGGCCGCCCUAGACGCCAUGGAUGUCAAAGUGAAGAUUCAAACCAUGCCGGGGAAUACGGACAUUCUGUUUGUACGGGCGCUGGGUAUCCCGGCGGUCGGAUUCUCUCCCAUGAGCAACACUCCGGUGUUGCUGCACGAUCACGACGAGUACCUGCAGGCUGAUGUAUUUCUUAGAGGGAUCGAGAUCUACCGGAAGGUCAUUGAGGGAAUUGCCAAUGUAUGAGAUUGUACUCACUUACUCAAAUAAAACAAUGUACACCAA